Molecule: messenger RNA, 396 nt
Organism: Echinostoma caproni
Lineage: Eukaryota; Metazoa; Platyhelminthes; Trematoda; Plagiorchiida; Echinostomatidae
Source: the annotation of a GenBank genome assembly
GAACGUCGUAUGCAAUUGAUGCAACAUCACACAGCUCAGCAUCUGUUUGCUUGGGCUGUGGAGCAACUAGCUCAUACCAGCGGGGGGCAAAGCGAUCAACCUGUCGCCCAAAGAGAACUGCAGCACCAAGGUGGUUCUGUUCAUCCAGAUCGCUUCGUGGUGAAUACAACCCUGAUAGAUGCGGUCUCCUCAGUUGCCUUGGAACAAGACCCGGUCAGUCUGGUUCAACGUCUGGAAGCGUUAUGCCGGAAUGUGAUUGACCAGCACCUUGAUGUCCGUCGUGUACAAGCUAAGUGGACUUCAGUGGCACAGGUACGUCAUUUUAGCCCGGGAAGCUUUGGAUUUCCGGCUUUUAUUUUCAAUGAAAAGCAAAUCCAUAGCCCUCCAUUCCUGUAG